Aspergillus ibericus CBS 121593 is the source of this 691-nucleotide messenger RNA. RefSeq lists its product as uncharacterized. The transcript is spliced from 3 exons. The coding region runs from base 179 to 667 and encodes 162 amino acids. The record is from RefSeq and is a predicted model, not a curated record. Lineage: Eukaryota; Fungi; Ascomycota; Eurotiomycetes; Eurotiales; Aspergillaceae.
GUCCACCGUCUCAUCUUUGGAAUGGCUUCAGAUCCCUGGUGGACGGCCACUACAUAGUACCAUGAGAAGAAUAUAUAAAAGACUGACCAGCCUCCCUUGCCAUCCUCAUCAUCAACCUCAACCAACCAUCACACAAAGACUAGCAUCAAUCGUCUACCAUUAAUCUUCAACCUUCAAAAUGAAGUUCUCCAUCGUUGCUCUCGCCGGCCUCGCCAGCGCUGUCUCCGCUGCCACUCUCCCCGCGCGCUUCUCCCUCGUCACCGACAACAAUGCCCCCGUUCUCACUGACGGCCAAUACGCCUACAUCGGCAACGACACCUCCAAAUCCACCCAGAAGCUCAUCCUAACAUCCGGCACCAACGGCGCCCUCACCUACCUCGCCAAGAACGCCGUCCCGAUGGCCUGGCAAAACCUGUAUAUCAUCGAAGACAGCGUCUCGCCCAUAUCCUUCACCAUCCCGCACUCCGGAGCCGUUCCCAAAAAUGCCAACACCACGGGCUUCGGCGUGAAUGAGCAGGGUCUUCUCACUCAUGGUGGCAAGGCUUGGUUUGCGAUUGAUGGCUAUGGGGAUGUGCCCGCUAAGGAGGUGUAUUGGUAUGGGGCGCAUAAUUCGGAGUAUAUGGCUGCCAAUUUGAAGGUGGUGGAUUGUGAGACGGCUCAGUGUUAGAUGGAUGAUUGGGGUGUAUUAGGG